CAAGCCCAGCCAUGUGGUGUAAAGUCCUCGCCUAUGUUGUCCUCCUGACUCUGAUAAAGCAUGUGUCUUCGAGUGAAAUUCAGGCCAGUCCAAAUACAAACGCAACCCUCCCCUGCAACGUGACGCUCUCUGCUGAGGGGGACAACAUAAACCAGUCUCUGAUCGCAGUCAGCUGGGUUAAAAAUGGCUCUGAAAUUGCCUCGUUUGGAAAAGCAGCAACACAAAUAAAGGAAGGCUUCAGCUGGGACAACGCUGACUUCGUCAAUGGGGACUUCUCGCUGGUCGUCCUCAAAGCUAGUCUUGACCUGCAGGGGAUGUAUGAAUGCACCAUCAGCUACAACUUUACUAUUCUGCACUAUAGUAAUGUUACAUUUACUAUCGUCGCAUUUCCCACUCUCUCAAUUCCUCAUCAGUGGGUGGUGCUGGAAACUAAGACCCAGCUUAAAUGCCAUGCAGACGGUUUCUACCCUCCUCCUGUCUCUUUUUCCUGGACCAAAGCGGGGGAAGUGAUUCAACCUCCCUACCAGGUUGAAGGUGAACUGACCCCAGAUGGGUACUACAGGGCUGUGGGCAACCUGACGUUCUACCCUUCCCAUGAGGACCAGAAUGUGACCUUUGGCUGCAAAGUCUCACAUAGUGGACACUAUCAAGAGCUGGAUUUUCAGCUCAAUAUCACCCGUCCUUCCACUCUUGGGCUUUCUGUCCUGCCGACAACCUCCAAAAACUCUCCUCUCACUCUUUACUGUGACGUGGAGAGUUUCUACCCAGAGGAAGUGUCUGUGUCCUGGUAUCAAAAUGGCACGACCCUCCCUGACCUGCCUGUCACUGAGCAGAACCCAGAUGGGAGUUACAGAACCAGACGCUACUAUACUUUAAGCCCCGAGCAGAGGGCGCAGCGUGGCAAGGUGGAGUGUGCCGUGAACCAGCCUGGUUUAGUGAAUCCUGUCAGUAACUCAGUAUACCUGGACAAGCUGGAUCCUCAGAAUGAGGCCCCAGUGCUGAAUAACUCGGCCAAAGCAGCCGUGGCUAUGAUGUGCAUCUCUAUAGUGCUGGUCUUCCUGCUUUGCUUUGGCUUUUCAUGGAGGAGAAGAGAUGAGAAACAGAAAUCUCUCAGCGUGUCGGGGAUCAUCCUCCCUCCCCGAGUGAUAGUAGGUCAAAAGGGGAGGGUGUCGCUGAGCAUUGAAGGCAGGAGGGUGGACCGGGUGCAGACCGCAUGGUUCCUCAAUGACACCCCUAUUUUUGACACCUCACUCGCAGUGUCAGAGAAAGGUCCUCUGCUGCUCUCCAGAGGUGAAAUGGGUUACUACAAGCUGCACACUCAGGGGCCGCUGUACUCGUCCAAAAACGGCACUCAACAGCUGAUCUCCUCGCUCACCUUCAUCCCCCAGAUUUCAGUUCACAAGGGUGCUGUGUUUAAGUGCCAGGUGUCCUACAUAGGCAAGGACAAGAUCGUGGAGGAGAGGGUGUCGGAGAAGUUCACUGUUCUGUCUCCUCCUGAGGUGUCAGAAAUACAGCUGGCAGAAACACAAAGGGACAAAGAUGUCAUCAGCCUGACGGUCCGAGCGUCACAUUUCCAUCCAGACGUCAUCACUUUCCGCUGGUUUUGCCAGGGUGGCGAGCUCAGCCCCGUGGCGUCCCAGGCCUCGUCCUCCCCUCGGCCCAAUUCAGAGGGAUUCUUUUCAGCCUACAGCCAGUGUAAACUUCCCUGCACUGAACUUGAGAAAGGAGCAAUGAAAGUGUGGGUCAGUGUCCACCACAUUGCCCUGAAGCAGCCCAUCACCCGAGAGACCAGAGGAUUCAUCAGGAGGCCGUGCGUGUCUGAAAUUGUCAGCUCCACCGUUUCCCAAGAUCAAACUCUGGGAUGUGAAAUCACAGAUUUCUACCCUCCAAACAUUUCAGUGACUUGGCUCAGAUUCAGGGAGGGAGAGCAAGAUGAUGGAGAGGAGGAGGUGAUAAAAGGAGGAGAGAUAUGGGGCCCCAUACAGACUGAACCCAGACUCUACAGGGCGACAGCCACUCUGAAGAGAAGGGCAACAAAUCAGGAGAAAAUCGACAAAAGAGGAGGGAUUAUUUGUAGAGUGAGACACUGUUCCCUACAGGAUCCUGUUGAGAAACACUGGAAAAAUGCUGACAUUGUCGCUCCAUCCAUUCCUCCAUCAAUCUCAGUCUGCUGGAGCAGCGAAGGCGUUGGUGUGUUUUCCCUCUUGUUGAAUGGAGGUCACCCUAAGGCCAAGUUACAGUGGUCAGCAGGAGGACCCACGCUCUUGCCGCUUGUGUCCAAUGAGACGGAGGAGAUCGGAGAUGACGGACGGAGAGAAAUGAAAAGCGUGUGCGCCCUAGAGAUGUCCACAAGCCUGCCGAGUCAGACAAACGAACCGCUGAAGAGACGAACAAAUGGAUAUGCAAUAAAAACAAAAGCGGCAGUCACAGACCCCGACAUCGAAGGAAUACAAUACAUCGACGAAAACGUGGACGAGGAGAAUAACACCAUAGACAGGGACGAGGACUCGACGUCAGACGUGGACGAGGACGGCGAGAAGGACGGAGAGGACGACCCGAGCGCGCUGCACAUCAAUAAGGUCAACUUGAGCAGGGCUCCCAAAGAAAACGAGAGGGCACGUCUGAGAGUUUGCGUGGAGAUCACGCACCCUGCUCUCAAGCUUCCUGUUUACCGGACAUGGACAGAGCCCAAUGAGGAGAAUUCAUCUACUGCAUGAAAGUCCUGCACCAGUGUGUUUCUAUUAUAAUGUAUCUAAUAUUUAUCUCUUCAGGAAAUAUGAACUAUUACUGAUGCUUUUAGGAUAUCCAACAGUUUAUGAUGUGAUCAUGCAUGUAUUUAUAUUCUUAGUCUAUUCUUACUCUGACAUCCUUUUAUUUUUUCCGUCCUGCGUCAACAUAUAUUUUUUCAAAUAUUAAUAUCGUUUUUUACAAAUAAUGUUACAAUAGUAAUCGAUUGGCUUUAAUCUGCGUUUUGAAAUAAAAGCUAAAUAUUCUAGUCUUUCAAGGCUCUCGUGAUAAUGAGUUAUUAGAAAAGGUUACUGCAGCAAGCCUUGUAUGCAAAGGAGAUAUCUGUUGUUGGUCAACCGACGUAUCGGAAAUUACUUCUCGUUUUAAAAGGCAUUUCUGCUUUUGACGCUGUGGUUUGCUUUUUUGUUUUUUUUACUCUCCACUCUUGACCACAGGAGCACCGCCUCCGCAGUGCUGUGAGGAGGAGGUGUUGUGCGGUUGAGCCCAAUAAAUAUAUAACUUCUUAGUUCUUUAGCUUGCAGCUUCUGCCUUUCAGUUCUUAGAGCAGCUACUUCUGCUGUACAUAUGUUAACAACCUCCCCGUAGAUACUGCAACGCACCGUUUCAGUUCUUUGGUUGUAAAAAUAACGGUUAUCUUACUUCCACCUCUUCCAUGGUGUAGAAAUUGCGUAUUAUUUCCUACAUAUAAAAACAUAAACAGCUGCUUAACUACCAUGAGAAAUUGUUCUAUAUAAUAAUAACAGAGCCCUAAAAUUUGCCCCAGAGUUACAAACCAAAUAAAAGGUGAGAAUAAUUGUGACUCUGUGAGCAUUUUAUUCGAUGGUGACAGUAUGAAGGGUUAAAAACAUUUUCACUAACAGACAUCUGCUUAAUAAUGGAGCUUACCGGUGAGUCACGUCCAAUGGGUCAAUGACGUCACUGGAACUAAGGUAUUUUUUAGGAAGCUAAAUUCAGAUGAAACAAAAUUUGGGACAUGCUAUUUUUUUAAUGCCAUACAUCCUUGCCCAGUGUGACUCAUUCGUGCUCAGUUGACCUGACUCUACAGUGUGUCAUGAGCCGGGUGGCGGCUGGUGGUUUGGAACAGGCCACCUUCACACCCCCAGAUGUUUGGGGUUUUUUUAAGACUUGCAGCGAUCAGCUGACUCAUGUCGCAUCAGCUGGAGCUAGACUUUGCACAGCUCUCUAUGUACCCAUAAAAGGCAUUGUAUUAUCCUUCAUAUGCAGCAGCACUCAGCAACAACUGGCUGGUGAAGUCACCCCUUUAUGAUGCACAAAAAGAAGAUUCAUAAAGUCAAGAAGCUAUCUUCAGAAAUGUCUUAUUGCUUGUGCAUAUGCCUUUUCAUUUUUUUAACUUGUGAAAAUAAUAACUCUGUCUUGGUUUAUGGGUCUCUUUAAAUGGUUUCUAAUUCAGUCACAAAGCGCUCCUCUGUGUUCCAUUUCAUUAAUGUAUUCAUGCAAACAAUAAAG
Molecule: messenger RNA, 4215 nt
Organism: Oreochromis aureus
Lineage: Eukaryota; Metazoa; Chordata; Actinopteri; Cichliformes; Cichlidae
Exons: 13
Coding region: 12-2717 (901 amino acids)
Source: RefSeq, a predicted model, not a curated record